Sesamum indicum (sesame) is the source of this 2031-nucleotide messenger RNA. RefSeq names its product Mitochondrial substrate carrier family protein. The record is from RefSeq and is a predicted model, not a curated record. Gene Ontology annotation, biological process: transmembrane transport. NCBI's taxonomy places the organism in Eukaryota, Viridiplantae, Streptophyta, Magnoliopsida, Lamiales, Pedaliaceae.
AGCUGAAAUUGUACAAUGCAUCGAAGCAGGAAGUGCAAGAACUGCAGGAAACCCCACUUCAGGGAUCACAGCUGAUUGCGUGGAGCGGACCCGCCGCCCGGCGAUGGAAGCUAUGCAGUGAAUCACUGUUUCUUUCUCGAAUCAAUCCCUCUUUUAUUCCAUUCUCACUUCUCCUUCAACUCCCAUUCUCUUAUUCUCUCUUUCUCUCUCUAUACACACACACACACAUUGCUCUCUGUCUUUCUAUACAUACGCGAACAUACAUUACAUUCACCUGCUGUUCGGUGUUCAUUCUAGAGUAAUUUUGCAAUUUUCUGCUCCGAAAUGCUUAAUUUAGAGCAUUACUUCACGAGUUUGGCCGUGGUUAAUGAUGAUAUGCACCGGAAGAAUGUGCAUUUGAUCGGUGGGUUAUUUCUAGAAGAAUCGGCUCCGGCGUCAUUCGUUGCAUUGAUUUCUCCGAAGAAUAAUUGUUUCUCGGCGACGGUUUGUUGUUCUUUUAGGAGGAGUCGCCGAAGGGGGGUGGUCGGCGGGAGGCGGCGGGGAGGGUUCUCGUCAGUGACGUUGUCGUCGGUUAAUGAUGAUGGUGGUGGGAGCUACGGUGAGGAGUUAUCUGUUAGUAGUGUUUUGGGGAACGUAGGGGAAAAGAUUGGGGACAGUGAAAAUGAGGGUGAGAGUGAAAAGGUGGCGUUUAAGGAAGUUAGGGGCACUUUGAACACUGCUAAGCAUCUCUGGGCGGGUGCUGUUGCUGCCAUGGUUUCGAGGACUUUUGUUGCUCCACUGGAGAGAUUGAAGCUGGAAUAUAUAGUCCGUGGUGAAAAGAGGGAUCUUUUUGAGCUCAUUAAGUCAAUAGCAGCUUCGCAAGGAAUUGUAGGAUUUUGGAAAGGAAAUUUUGUCAAUAUUUUACGAACAGCACCAUUUAAGGCUAUCAAUUUCUAUGCUUAUGAUACAUAUAGAAAUCAAUUGCUCAGAUUGUCUGGCAACGAUGAGACAACAAAUUUCCAGAGGUUCCUUGCCGGUGCUGCAGCUGGAAUUACUGCUACAGUUCUCUGUAUACCUAUGGACACUAUCAGGACUGUCAUGGUAGCUCCUGGAGGGGAAGCCCUUGGUGGAUUAAUUGGUGCUUUUCGCCACAUGAUCCAGACUGAAGGGUUCUUUUCUCUGUACAAGGGCUUAGUUCCCUCAAUCAUUAGCAUGGCACCCUCUGGUGCUGUUUUUUAUGGAGUUUAUGAUAUAUUAAAAUCUGCAUAUCUGCAUUCCCCAGAAGGAAGAGAAAGGCUUCAACAUAUGAAGCAACAAGGUGAUGAAUUGAAUGCCUUGGAACAACUCGAGUUGGGUCCUAUCAGAACUUUAAUAUAUGGAGCAAUUGCCGGUGCAUGUUCUGAAGCUGCUACUUACCCAUUUGAAGUCGUGAGAAGACAGCUUCAGAUGCAAGUGCGUGCCACAAAGAUGGGUGCAUUGCAAACUUGUUUGAAGAUAGUUGAGCAAGGCGGCAUUCCAGCACUAUAUGCUGGAUUAGUCCCAAGUUUAUUACAGGUAUUACCAUCAGCUGCCAUUAGUUACUUGGUGUAUGAGUUCAUGAAGAUAGUUCUGAAAGUGGAAUAAAAGUAAGAGGAGCAAAACCCCUCUCGCGUUUGCUUAUGAAAACCCAUGCUAGUUGAUACUGACAAGAUGGGCUGGUCUCCCUAGAAGGAAAAAUCGACGACAUUUCUUGAUGUCUCUUCAUAUUCUCAGCAAAAGGAUACUGAUUUACAUAACCCACAAAUCCCAGAUUAGAGAACGUUCAGGGCUUUUCUGUCUCUUCUAUUUCUUAUUACUUAUUGCAUCUAAAUUUUUUGUGCAAAUUUAACUUGAUCAAGUAGCUUAUUCCCUGCAGCUUCUAUAAUCUCCACCUGUGUGUGUGAAUGCAAUAGUUGGGAUUCAAGUUUGGAUAGAAUUGCAGGUGAAAUUAUUAUGAGAGGAAUAUUUAUGUGGAUGCAGUUGUUAAUUAUUUUGAAACUGCCCACCUUGAAGCGAAUUUUCUAUUUCAAUUAA